Messenger RNA from Porites lobata, 16833 nucleotides. The record is from the annotation of a GenBank genome assembly. NCBI's taxonomy places the organism in Eukaryota, Metazoa, Cnidaria, Anthozoa, Scleractinia, Poritidae.
AGUAAACUAACAUUUCCGGUGAUCGGCGACACGACAGCAGUGAGGAAUGAAAGUUUUGACCAGAAAUUGGCGAUUCCUGAGGUAAGUGCGUCUGCUCGUCAGGACACGGCAAUAUUCUCUUCCUUUAGGUCUCUUUCCUGCAAAGUAACACGUAAAUGACUUCCCUGUAACAUGCAGUUGUUCACUCAUAUUUUGUUAUCCCACUUACAUUUAAGACUCAAAUUUUGAGUUUAUUAGCUUAAAUUUGUAAAACACUAUGCUAGAGUAUAAUUGUAGUUUUUUUGGUAUCUCUCUAGUUUGAAAAAAAAUAAAUAAAUAAAAGCACGUGGAAGUAGUUACGUUGAAAAAUCGAGGAGAUCGCAGAACAACCGGCCCGCUAAAUGUCUUAGGGCCUGUUUACAAAGAGAGAGGGCUGCCCUUGUUCGAGGGUUACCCUUGCAAGCGGGUUAAAGUUAGCUCUGGUUUACAAGCAAAUUUCACAGGUAGAGUUACCCUAUCACCUGGGCCAACUUUACCUCUUUACCAGCUUUGCUGACGUGUUUCGUCAUGUGUGACAUCCUCUGUAACGGUUUAAAAUUUGAAAUAAUCUUGAUGUUCUUUAUGGAAAACACAUUAAAUUCACAAAAAAAAGAAGGGAAAAUAUUAUCGUCGUAGACAGAAGAUAACUUUUUUUUCCCCAGAUGUUUAGAAUUAAGCUCAGAAAUUGGAUACUGCCAUUCAAAUUGGCAGGAUUACUGGUCAUGCAUGACGGCAGAAAGUUGACCCGGGUAGACGAGUUAUCCCUAGCUGAAUGUUUACAAGGCAGGUAGGGUAACCCUCUUGCUAGGGUAACCCUAGCACUCAGGUAGGGUUUGUUGCCCUAGUGCUAGGGUAACCCUCUUGCUAGGAUAAUCCUAGCCCCAGGGUUACCCGUCCUCCUUGUACACAGGACCUUACUUGAAAAACUGCUCCCUCAGUCCCGCAGUCAUGUUCGAUCAUCCCAAAUAUUUAAACUCAAAUCAAUUAAAAGUGAGUAAAAAGAGCAUUCCUGCAGUUCCACACUCCUGCAGUAGCUGAAAAGUGAAUAUAAGUUGGUAAACAACCAGGGCCGUAGCUACCUGUAUGCACGGUACGCACGAGCAUACCUGAAAAACUGUUGAGGGUAAAAUAAUAAUAUAAAAUAAAAAGCGAACUCUCUGAAAAAAACAAAAGUUUCCUCAAUUCGUUUAAUUCUGCUUGUUUUGCUGAAAUAGUUUUUUAAAACAAUGAACUCUUUCUUUUUUACACCUGAAUGUUGGUUACUAGCGAAGCAACACAUGAUUCAUUCGUGGAACAAUGUAUUUACAGAAAAUGACAGGAAAAGCCCAGUGGCAAGCUGAAUGUAUAAAGCGUGAAAACGGUGUUGUAGGGGGGGAGGGGGUGGGGGGUGACAAAUUUGGAAAAUUGUGCGUACCUUUAUAAAAAUCCUGGCUAUGCCCCUGACGACUAGUGCUCCCACAGUUCCAUACUGCCACAGUCGAUGUUUUUUCAUAGAUAUAUUAAUGAUUGGAACUCUUUGCCUUCUGAAGUAAUGUCAUCUCCUAGCCUUCAGUCUUUUAAAGUUUCACUGAUUAAGUACCUUCGCUCAUAAUUUACCUUAAAAUAUUAGGCAUAGUGUCUUUAAUAUAAGUUUAUGCAUUAUUAUUAGGCACCUAGGUUUAUAAUUUAUAGUCUAAUUUAUAGUCUUUUAAUAUAUGUUUAUAUAUUAAUUAAUCAUUUUUUUUCUUUUUUUUCUUUUUUCUUUUUUGGAAGGUAUGUCUUAGCAUGGGAAUUUGGUUUCCCCCUACUACCGUCCUGUUAACCAUUUUUGUAUUUUUGUUCGAUUGUAUAUGUUAGUAUUAGUUCAUUUGUAUCAGUUAUGUAUGGUUACGAACUGUGAUUAAAGAUUAAAGAUUAAAGAUUAAAGAUUAAAGAUUAAAGAAUUUAUUAUGCAAAUCGGACUACUGCCGUUAGCAGUUUUUUUAAGUUAGAUAUUUAGUGGGCAGGGUAUUCUACAAUUUGGCCAAAAAAUCCCAAGGCAUUCGCCCUUAUCAAAGUAAAAACAGUCUGGAGUUUGUCUUCCCCCUACCGUUAAGCCAAAGUGAGUAUCUUAGGGGCUGUCUACACUUGGGAACCACCGCCUGGGUAUCAACACAAUAUGGUUUUGUGUUCACACCUUGAUCAGUAUUCAAAAUAUAACUAUGCACAUUUUGCCCCAUCAGACGCCACUUUGAAACAUGAGCUUAGCAUGCCCCAGAACGUACACACAGGGACCCAGCACCCCCUUUUAUGCCCGAGUACAAUUAAGGUCCUCCUCAGGCAAAGACACCAAGACUAAAUUUUAGCAUGGUUACUUAAAAAAAGGGUGUGUUCAAAUUAGUGACCAGCAAGUACCAUACUCGGACACUGUGCAUGGGCACCAAAUGUGAACGCUGGCUUAGGGCUAUAGGUAUAUAUUCCCAUUUCCAUAACCCACAAUGAAACUCUUUAAAGAUAUUGGGUAUUAACAGCCCUGGUUGAUGACCUAUAGGGCUGUCUUGGUUGCUUAUUUUAAGUCAAGAGGGGUGCAUAAUUCAGGAAGGAAUUGUGAUAAGGGAAGGGAGCCAAAUUGUCUUAGCAAUCAGUGGUGAACUACGUUUUUUAUUCAGACUGGUUUAGUCCAGACAUCAUGCCAACUCCGCGACUUAUUAUAAACCAGUGUAUGUUAUAUUCUUUACAGAUUUCUUCCACAAUUAGAAGGCUGGAAUAAAGACUUACUGUGUAGAAAUUGCCUUUCUGACAAGGGUGGCGGACCACAUCUUCUUUGUUCUUCAAGUACUGCGGUAAUUAAAUUAUAAAAUAAAUUGCUUAGCAUCUACAUGUAUAUCAUAGCCACCCACUAUAAUAAUUAAUAACACCAUUCUAUAGCUGCUUAGAAAUCUUUCAUUGCUCACAAUGUGAUAAUAUCACUUUGAAAGUUUAAAAUAUUUUGUAUCGUGUGAAUAAAAGUUGUAAACAAUUAUUAUUGGAUGAGGUUUUUGUGGUAUCCAGAAUAAUCAGGGUAGAGGUAAGUGUUAUCAGCCAAGCAGAAGGCCGAGGCUGAUAACACUUGCCCAGACCUUUAUCCACCGGAUAUUACAAAAACCGAAUCUAAUAAUUGUUUUAUUAUACAUUGUUUUGACAAAAAGAAUGACAAAGACACUGUUGCAUGGAACUGAAUUGACCUUGCUUUUGGAAUUCAUGCAUAAUUUUAAUUGCAUGCGCAACCAACAGAUUAGCCAUUUAUCUGCUAGUAGAUAACCAACUAAUCUGUAGGUUGCGCUGAUUAUUUUCCAAAAUUAGCUACAUAGGCUGUUAGCCAGUGAGAAGACAGAUAGUGAGUUCAAUGUGUAAUAAUUAUAUUUAUUGUUCUAUUGCUCAGGUGCACAAUGUAGAAUCUCGUUGGGUUAAUCUUCUACUCAAGAUGGCUGAUCAUGAUGUACCCACCACUGAGGCUCUUCCAUCACAAAAUAGGAUGACUCAAAUCCGUGAAAUGUUGAGUACAGCAGUUAGAAUGAGGAGAACAGUUUCUUCUGGUGACCUUAUGCCAAAUGUAAGCAGCACUUGUUGUUUUAGACAUUACACAGAUUUAGCAAAGACAAUGUGACAAUGGUGAUGAUGGUUCUGGCAGAUCCUGGGAGGGGGGGGGGGGUGUACUCCCUUGGAUUUUGUGUGUGCCGCCCAGGGUCUUAAACCCUGACCCUAUUUAAGGAGGAGACAAACAAAAACUGAUACCCUAUUUAAAGCUCAAAACUGAAAAGUGAGACCCAAUUCAAGGGAAAAACAAAACUAAGAAUUUUAUGGAAACACACAAAUCUUACUUAAUUUGCUUUCUUCAUACUCUAAGGUAGAGUUCCAUUUAAACAGAUGAAUCGUUUCUCGUGUAGCUGGGCAUUUAUUUAUAUAUGCCUGUAUAUAAUAAUGAUAUCCUCUCUAAGGAAGGCACAGGGAACACAAUACCCUGGGUACCAGAGACUUUUCUAGCAAGGUUUCCGGUUUCUGUCAAGUCUUUAUAGUGACCCUUGCGGCUUCGGCCUAUGACCGAAGAUGUGUUGGCCUUCGGCUAUCACUGAAAAUUCCCGCCGCACACGAGAAAAACCUCUGGUACCCAGGGUAGGAGCACAACACCAACAAGGACAAAAGUGAUACCCUUUAUAAGGAUAAUGUGGACCCCCCUUGCAGUACAAAAAAAAAUAAGAACUUGAAGUUAUAUUCAGUCCUUUCCAAUAUUUUCUAAUUUUCUUGCAGGCUGUUGCUAAAGAGGUUAGGCACUUUUACAGUGGCUUAAUGACAAAGGUAUUAAAACAUACAACUAGUGUCUCUUGAAUUGUAUCAUUUUAAUAAACUUAUAUUUGAAACCAGCAUAGGCACAAUGUUCAUUUGAGACUGCGAGCCAUCCCUUUUUAGUCAAUCAAGUUGUGGCUCGGCAGUUGGAAAGCAAAAGAGCUGAGAAGAGAACUGGAGAGAUGCAGAAAGUAAAGGACUGCUCUCUUCUCUUCCCAACUGCCAUAUGAAAGUGAUGGGAAUGUAAAUCAUAGUGUGAGUUUAAGGGGUGUUAUUAUAAUUUGGGCUCACUAUCUGUCUUCUCAUUGUCUAAGAGCCUACAGUUAGUUUUGGAAAUCAUUCAACCUUCAGCUUAAUUAGUUAGUUAUCUACUAGCAUAUAACUGACUAAUCUGUAGGUUGUGCUUGCAAUGCAUAUUUUCCAAAAACAGUGUCGUGUCAGUUUCAUUCGAUAAUGUGUUGUCAUUAUUUUCUUCCAAACAAUGUUUAAUAAAAAAUUGUUAGAUUCUGUUUUUGUGAUAGAUAUCUGGAAUAAUGAAAGGUCUCGAUAAGUGUUGACAGCCUCAGCCUUCGGCUCUGCUGAUAACACUUACCUUGACCUAGAUUACUCUGGAUACCACAAAAACCGCUUCUAAUAAAUAAAUUGUUUAGAAUUAGCAGAUUUUGGUCUUACUUAGGGUCUUCAGGAUAGAGAGCUAAUACUUUUUAUCCAGUCAACUGUAUGGCCGAAUUGUCUUCUUUAUGGGUCAAUUAAAGCCUGAGCAAUGCCAGAUUUGUUCUCUUUUAAGGUUAUAAAUCGAAUUUUUUGACAGGUAUCCCCAACAUUAAGUCCCUCUCCCUCCACCUGCCACUCCUUCGUCUGUUUCCCUCCUCCCCUGCUCGCCUGUAACAUUCCUGCUUGUGGAACGUUCUUGUAGCCUGCGAAGCGCAGACGCAUUUCCGAUCGUCGCUUCUCUCCCUACGUUCUUGAGAAUCUACUAGCAAUCUAAAUGUUUAUGUUGAAACUUGCAUGUCACAACAGGCUGAAAAACUGGCGUUUUUUCUUGUCCUCGAACGUGAUCUCGGAGUUGACCAUGCAGAAGUUAUGGAAACUGCGGCAAGCCUAUCAAAAGCUCAGGUCAGUGGCUAAAAGUGAUUUCAAUUCAUUCUGGUCUGACCAAUUUCGAAUAUUUCUUUUUCUUCCUAAAUGAGUUACUGCUCCAGACAGGAACAUUGUAUGCAGUUGAUUUGUGGGAGUGCACUGUAUAAUUAGGGAACUUAAGCAACGACGACGCGGACGGCAACGAGAACGGCAAAAAAGCAAUAGGUUUGAUUAGCAAAGCAACAACUUUGCACGUGCUAUCACGCUUUUUUUGUACAUUUCUUUGCCGUCGUUGCCCGACUACAACGGGAAAAUGCCUGAAUUCACGUUUUGUCGAGGACGGGAACACAAGACAACAACUUUCUUUUCUUUUCCUGAACUUCGAUACACUCCUUUAGAAUUCAACUCCAAAAACAUUUGCCAACAUUUGACGAAGUAAACGAGAUGGAAUGAGCGCGAUAAAAUUUGAAGCGGUGCGAAUUCACUUUUUAAGUGACGUUUUUGUAGCCGUCGCCGUCGUUGUUGCUUAAGCUCCCUAUUAUGACAACGAGGAUUACUAUAUUCUAGCCAAGAGCUUGAUUCUGUUGGAGAACUAAGAUUUUGCCCUUUGUCUCAUGCCCCUGCCCAAAACAGAUUUUUGUAACUCAUUUUGUUGAUAAGGUUUUUAGCACUAGAAAACAGCCGACAUUUCGGGACGCCACCCCUGGUUUCCUCGCGAAAUGACGUCUGAGAAUCGAGCGCAGAACUUCCACUGAUGACCUGUUACUACCCGGAUCUGGUUAGUGCCUCUGAUUGGUCGUGCCGCGUAGGAAAUUUGUUUCAACCAAUCGGAAGCACUACGCAGAUCUGGGUCGUGACGCGUCACCAGAAUGGAAUUUCUGCGCUCGUUUCUCAGACAUCAUUUCGCGGGGAAACAAGUGACCACCAGUGGUGGCGUCGUGAAAUCUCGGCUGUUUUCUCAGGCUAUAAGAUUUUUUAUUUUAUUUUUUUUAUGGAGCAGAAAAAUGGAGUUCCAGCCAUGUUGAGAGCUGAAGAUAAGCUGCGACAGGCGCUUGAGCCGGCUCAUAUCCAGUUGUUAUCACAGAUCAGCAAGCUACAGGGAGGCGUCAAGGAUAUUGUGGACAUGAGAAAUGAUCUGUUGGUAAGAUAAAAGAGAGGGCGGAUGAAAAUGAUGUUGGGUAACAAUGCAAGAUGAUUGAACUUUGUGUUAACUCACCUAUUGUACACAUGAAUCCACUCCCCAACGCCCACACACGUCUACAUUUUCUCCGCUUUGUGUUAGAAAACUGAUUUUAACCCAAAAAAGGCUAGUUUAGUGUUCUUUGUUCUAAAACGUGUGGUAUCAAGGGUUGUCGUUUGUGACGUCGCACCAAAGAACUUAUCGAGAAGUGUGCGAGUAAACUAAAGAUAUGGUUCAGAAUACUUGCGGUGGGUAAGUUGAACGUGUUUUUAAAAAUAAACUGAUCGGUCGUCCUUAUUAAAGGAGUCGGCUACAUUUAUGAACUAGCAUUAGGGAUUUGGAAAAACGCAAAAAUAAUUUCACGCCAAACCUUAAACCAUCAAUGCAAAAAUAAACUGAUCAGUCGUCCUUAUUAAAGUUAGAAUCCUUCUUGAUCUCUUGUGUGGCUUCACAUUUAAAACUGCGUAGAAACACUGAAAAUUAAGGAGUAAUUCCUCACCUAUGAUAUUAGCGUAGAAACACUGAUCACCAAAGCAACGUUCUCAGUUUCGUUGAGUCACAGGCUUUGGUUACGACCGGCAGUUCGGCACCUUUUUGAACAAUAAAAUUCUGGUUGACUGUCAGAUGCAAAAGGUUAAAUGUGAAGUGUCUUUUAUUACCAAGGAAGGAUUGAACGAUGAGAAAGACCCUGUUGCCAGACAAGAGCUUCAGGCUUUAAGCACCUCUAUCAAGAAUUUACUGGCUCAAUGGUUUGCAGUUGGAUUGUUGGAUCUUAAACAAGUCACGUGGGAUUCACCUGGAAGCAUUCUUGAAAAGGUGCUUACCUGACAUCGAUCGUUGUUAUUGUUUUUCUUGUUGUUGUUGUUAUUUUGUUUGCGAAUUAACGAGGCGUAAUUAUGCUAAAAGUCAGAACGCCAGAACAGCACAGAAAACCUGGCAAUAGUAAAAUGACCACAGCGUAGUAAUCUGGACUUAGAUGUAAAGUGUGAAUAGAAAUUUACUUGGGUCCAGUUACGGGGAUAAUGCAUCAAGGUGCCGUUGCUAGUCAUUGUUGAUCACUUACUGAAGCAAUCAGUCAUACUGGGGCAUGCGCAGACUAAUUAACAAUUAUUCCUCGAGCCCGAAUUGGCUCUGAGUCAGUAGCCAAUUAGGCCGAAGGCCGAAUGGGCUACUGACUCAGAGGCCAUGAGGGCAAGAGGAAUAAUUGUUUUAGUAAAAUCCAACUAGUUGGUCGAAAAUAUCGAGAGUAAAAAACUUUUAGUUCGUUAAAGCUAGACUUGAAUCCUUUUUUGCCGCCAAAAAGCCCGCGCUUUUUGCUACUAGUGGGCUAUAACAUAUAGCCUUGCAGUAUCUCAACCAAUCAGAACGCAGCAUUGAUAAUAGACCACUAGCUGGAUUUUACUAAAUUGUAAUAGACUGUUAUAUUCAGAAAUACUCGCUAAUGAGAUUCUUGCUCCUUAUGGAAGACAUCACGAAGUGUCCCGUAACCUUAAUCCUUACCUGAACGCAAGCAAUUCUGUCAAAACCGAAAUCAUAUGGAAAUUCAAAUAAUUGUGUUCAAUAUAAAGUACUCAUCACGGUAAGUGUUGUGUGUAUUUCUGCACAAAAGUGACUCGGGAAUAACGCAUCAAGUGAUAUCGCUUCUAGUCAUUAGGGUAAGACGUAAUUGUAAUAGAGUGACACUGAUUAACGUAUUUUGCCCGGUUCUGUAUGCCUUUUUUACUUGUGUUUCCAGUAAUUUGAUUGCCUGUAGUUGUGUGAAAACUACAACAACAAUAAGAUUGUUGUUGGUCUACUGACAGGGUUCUUUGUAAAAUUGUGUACUUGAAAGUCUCUUCCUGAAAAUCGCAGAAAUACUGCACAUCCCCAGAGAUAACAACGAGUCUUUCACAAUCGCAAAAAUUAGUUCCCGCAAAAAAUCUCUAAUCCGCAAAAUUAUACUUCUGCAAAAAUUUUGUGGCACACGCUAACUUAUUUCUCUUACCGUGAAAGAAGAUUUUUCCGUAGAAGGAAAGCUAGCCUGCACCCGGCUCUCAGUCAGUGUGGAUGAGCGAAAAAAAGCGCGCGACCCCCUUCGUACUCCCCUGGAACAGGCUAAAGGAAAGCUUUUCUCACAUGCCUUAAUAAAUGUUCGUUUCUUUUAGAUUAUACGUUACGAGGCAGUACAUUCUAUGUACGGCUGGGAAGAUCUAAAGCGGCGGCUUGCUCCUGACAGGCGGUGUUAUAUCUACACUCAUCGCUCCAUGCCUGGGGAGCCUGUGGUAGUCUUACAUACGGCCUUGGAAUACGAAAUUUCUGAUAAUAUUCAGGUUUGUUUAAUAACAGUUAUAUUGAAACAUCAUCGCAGUUUAAAAUUAAUCACGGUGUAGAGGCGAUUUUACUUACCUUCUCGGAAGAAAGGAAAAUGGUUAGAAUUUUACGGAGUAUUGAAAAAUCGGGAUAGAAUUAUAGUGUUUAAUUACGAAGGAAAGUUAUAGUUUUGGUUUGAAUUAUCGAGAUUUUCAAGAAACUGAGGGUUCGACGAAUCAAGAUUCUUGUAUGCAACGUGUUUUUAGGGCAGUGAAACCGGCGUUGAUCAAGACGCCCAGAAAUGGUUUAAAUCUUACCUAACUAACCGAAUGCAAAGGUGUAACGUAAAUAAUCAUCUAUUUAGCGCGAGCCCUCUAAAUUGUGGCGUACCUCAAGGGUCAAUAAUUGCUCCUCUUCUUUUCUUUAUCUAUAUAAGUGAUCUGCCAAAUUGUUUAAAUGUGGGGACUCCUAGAAUGUAUGCCGACGACACGGCAAAUAUGUAAAACAGUUUUUGAUAAUUUUUAAGUAAUUUUCUGUGUUAGACUGAUGUUUUUAACCGUGUAUAAAUAAAGUUAUCAUUCAUUCAACCAGGCAGUUCUUUCGCUGUUUAGUUUGUCAUUCCUUGAAUCGGGAAAAUCCCUCGACGAGCCAAAAGAAAACACAUGCAUAAGAGGCUACAUGUACUCUAGGGCGCUCUCUCUUUUCUUGACUUUCUAAUUUAGUACAUUAAAGUAAACAUUUCUUAGUGAUUCGUGGGUAAGGCGAAGUAGGAAAACCAAGUCUGGAGAUUUCAUUGGCUCCAUUGCUGCUGCUGCACGUAAUUUUUAUUAUACGAAGGCAGUGAUGUAGUAUAGUUGUUAUCAGAACUUUUUAUUUUUUAUCCAGGUUAUACUGAGUGAACCAGAGGUUGAUCGAGACGAGUAUGAAUAUGAACUGGAGAAGAGGACAACAGCUGUAUUUUAUUCUAUUACCUCGACGCAGAAAGGUAAUAUUGAGCAUCUUAUAGUAUAUGGAGAUAGUUCCGCAACAGACAGAAUCCUCUAGACUCUCUCUUAACGGACACCUUUAGAAGACGGACAUCUCAGUAAAACGGACAGCUAGAGUUGGUCUCUGCCUUAACUUUACUCCCUUUAUUUGACUCUCUAUAAUACGGACACUUAGUACCUUUCCAAAGGUGUCUUCUUAGAGCGGGUUGAAUGUAUGCCGCAAGUCUUGAAAAACAAGGAAUUAGUUUAGUUGACAGAAUCCUCCGUUUUGACCCCAAAAUCUGGUUAUGGAGACUUUUUCUCUUUUGCCCAAGAUCUAGUCCGUAAGUCCCAAAAAUGACCAACAUCAAUUUUUUUCUUUACAAUAUCAAUACAUAUUGAAGAGAAAAGGUUAUGAGAAUGAAAUUAUAACUUAAGGGAAAGCGCUUAGCCUGCGACGAGCUCUCUGGGGUGCUCUGGCAGAGGGGCAGGAAAAGGAAGGAGAGAUUGCAACUACGGUCUCUGGAAUUUGAAUUCCACCUCCAGUUCCCCUGUGACUCCCCGUCGACUGAGCUGUCAGAGUUUCGCCAAUCAGCACGAGGCGGAAACGAUCGCGAAUGCAAACAAAUAUUGAAAAACACGUGCCAAGGGUAAUGACGUCAUCUCCGCCAAUCAGGUCUUCGCAUCGACUUUUUCUAUGUAGAUAUUCGAAUUCUAGAGACGUAGCUGCAAGCUCUCCUUCCUUUUUCCGCCCAGCUGCCAGAGCGCCCCAGAGAGCUUGCUCGCUGGGUAGGAAAUGCUCUAAUCUGUUAUGAAAUUCUGCCAACUAAUUAUGUAAGUCACUGUGUGGAAAUGUGUCUGAGUAUGUGGGUACUGGGGGUGAAUGGUUUAAGUGAAGCCUCUUCGGCAUUCUUUCAGAUGGAUUCGUAAACGAAUAUUGUCGAUCCUUUUAAAAGCUGAAUGAGGCUUUGUUCACUCUGUACCUGAUAGCUUUUGCGCCAGCACAAAAACCAUACUGGCUAUGGCUUCUGUUCACACAUAGCAACAGUGAUUUUGGCGCGAUUUCUGUAGCGGACUAACUGAAGUGGAGAGUCACAUAUCGGAUAGGUGUUCAUACUCGGUAUCCGGUAUAGUUUUAAAAUAGCCUAAGACAAUACUCUUGGGUUCGAAAUGGUAAAUGAUAGUUGUUGUUGUUGUUUUCGUGCAGGACUUAGUGGUGUAGAUCUUGGUAAUUUUCUAAUAAAACACGUGGUAGAGCAGUUACAGCACGAGUUUCCAAACAUCACGCAGUACUCAACAUUGUCUCCGAUUCCUGGGUUUAGACAGUGGCUUAAACUACAGAUAAGCCACGCUCUAGACCAGCAAGGUAGGACCCUGUAAUAUUCAUAUUUACUGAACUCAGAACAACGGCUCCUGAUGGAAUGCGCGGUGGCCGAGUUUAUGGCUAGUGCUUUGGACUCCGUAUCAAGAUGUCCGGGCUCGAUCCCUGCCGGGGUUAUCAGGGAGCUUAAACAGCAACAACGGCGACGAAAAACGGCAAAAAAAGCAACAGGUUUAGAUUGACAAAACAACAACGCUGAACGUACAUCACGCGUUUUUGCACAUUUUUUUACCGUCGUUGUACGAUUAGGACGCAAAACUGCAUCAUUUUACAUUUCGUUGAGGACGUGAACACACAAGACAACGAUUUUCUAAUUCAUUUUGGGAUCAGUAAGAUACAGUCCUUUAGAAUUCAGGCCCAGAAAAAGCUCGUCAACAUUUGACGAAUUGAAAGACCUGGAUCUUGAGCGAUGAAUUUUGAAACAUGGUGAAUUCAGUUGUUAAGAGACCCUGUCGCAAACGUCUUCGUUGUCCUCGUUGCUUCAAGAGGAAGCUUCCUGUUAUCUUGUGUUCUUGCACAAGACACCAUUAUGGUGCCUCACUUCAGCCAUUGACCCUUUUAAGUAGUAGGAGUGACUAACAUCAAUUUUCUCCGUACAAUGUCCUUACAUAAUCAAGAGAAAAGGUUAGGAGAAUUAAUGAAGUGAUCACUACAGGGAAAAUGCCCUGAUCAAACAUUAAAUUCUUUCAGGAAAUGUGUGGAGAUCUUGGAGCCAUUGUUGUAAAUUACGCGAGGCACCCAAAGAAACUAAAGGGAACUUAAGCAAAGUCGUUUUUGAGCGACAUACGUCAACCGAAAGUGGCCGUUUUGCAUUACUGGGCAGCAAUUUUUGCCCUAUUUUCUGGCAAUUCGUCUCAGUAAGAAUAAAGAUACUUAGCCAUACAUAUUUUGGUAGCAUCAAGGCAUAUUAGAAGAGAAAAAGGCUCACUUCCGGUUGACGUGCGUUGCUCAAAAACGUCGUUGCUUAAGCUCCCGUAUGUCAACAUUUGGACCGGCCAGGCCGCGAACUAAUAAGCCGUGAACCAUUUUUGCGAGCAGUUUGCGUCUUAUGUAAGCCGUACUCGUAUAAAUGGUCCCUUUCGCGUCUUAUGUAAGCCGCGGCUUUUGUUUCUUUCGUAUAAACGACCUUAAUGAGACAAGGUCGAGGCUGGGUGGACAAUUUUUACACAGCACUGUAUGUUGUCAACCCAAGCCUGGAAUUGGUGCCUUUGUUCACGGGAAGGCAGGAUCCACAUAUUGAACUGGCUGUUUGUCGCUAGAUAAACUUUUCACCAUAAGACCAGCUUCAUAGUUUCCAUCUUAAUUGAAUUAAAGAUUUCUUCAUUUUCUUGUUAGAAAAUGAUCUUCCCCAAACUCUCCUUUUGGAAGAUGAACAAAAACAGAUUCUUGGAGCUCGUCAAAAUACGGACAUGUCUUCGCUUGUAGUGUUCAAGGUUGGUAUACCUGUGGCAUCCUUUGCUGCGUUUUUCCUGCUGAUAACUCAUUCUUAGUUGUUCCAUUUUAUCAAAAUAAAGGGCAUGCUACCCAUUAAUUAGGUAGACUUUAAACAUUUCCUCAAUCUUUGCGCUAAAAAUCGAUGAAGUCGCCAUCUUGGAUUAUGAGACAUAUUGCUCUGGGUACGGUGAGUUGAUGAUGAGAAUCCCUGGGGAUUGUGUGGGUGUCGCGUUCUUCGUAUAAUCCAAGAUGGUGACUACAUGCUCAAAAGUACCGGCUCAACGCUUCUCAGCCAAAACCUGGAAAGACUGCUAAAAGUCUAUCAUUUGCAAAUAGCAUGUUCGACAGACUUGCAGCAGGUUAAUCAUAAAACCAUCUUUCUUCCUUCUGUAGGAGAUCUUGGAGACCAGUGACUGGCAUCGUGACCCAGCCAUAUCUAACUGCUUGAAGUCCCCUCUGCUACGCUUGUGUGCCAGGUACCUGAUGGGCUGCUUGCAAUUCAAAUUAUUAAAGCAAUUACUUCUCAAAAUCCUUGAAAUGAAGAUGAGUUUAUUGUUAUGCCCUUAUAACUGGUUCAGCUUUGUUUAAAUUGCUCUGCCAUGACACUGUAAAUCACAAAGAUCUGUUUUAGCCCUAAAAGUGGGGCCGUUUCGGUGGGUAAAAUACAGUCCUAUUUUUGAGUCCAAUUUGGCUCCCUUAAAUCAGGGCCAAUACAGUCCAAUUACCUAGGGCUAAUGUGGACCCAAGCGCUGAAUUUUGAUGCGGCUGUUGUGGCUUAAUUUGUGCUCAAAUGGCUCCAGGAGGGGCUAAAUCAGACUUUGGCCAGCCGUGCUGAAUUGGCACUUUUUAAUUUUCAGUGUUGCACUUAGCCUCCCACGCAGGCGUUUUUAGGGGGGGGAUGAAAAACGAACUCCCCUAAAAACGCCUGCGUGGGAGGCUAUGUUGCACUAUACCUCAACUAUAAAUGCUAUAAAUAAUGCUAUAAAUGCAUGUCUUUGGCUUUUGAUUGUCAGUAUGGAAAAGGAUUACAACUUGUAAAAAUUGGGUGACUUUUUAAAUUUAAAGUCCUGUGCUGUAGAGAAAUGGCCAUAAACCCAUUAUGCUUUGUUUUCGCUUUCUGUUAGAAUCAUUUCGUAUCAUUCAUUUAGAGUUCCGAAUACGAUUUAAGCUCGGCUUUGACGCCCAAAAAUCAUAACAUACCCCCUUUAAAUUGAUGGACUGAUUAAUUGCGAGAGGCGGAGUCUGUUACAAAUUCCACGCUCUUUUCAGUAUGACCAAUCGGAAGUAACAUCAAACUUCGCUCACGUUUCCAGACGCGUGCGUUCGUUUCAAGCUGCUUUCUAAAUUUGUCUAACAUUUUGUGAAGACACAGAAUAAUUUAAAAAGUGUUAUUUCAAGUGGUGUCUUAAAGUUUUGAAUAGUCCAAGUCCUUUGUGAGUGAGUGGGGCAAUUAAUUAAUUUGGCAUGUUUUUAGAUUUGACAUCGAAUUGAAAACUGAUUUAUGACUUAAACUUAUUGUAAACCGUUUCAGGUAUCUGUACAAAGAAAAGAGAAGAGGAUUUGUCAUGGAUCCUGUUGGUGAGACUAUUCUCUUAAACUGAGCACUGUGAAUUAGGUCUUCUAUGAAAGGAAACCUAGAUAGGCGGGUGCGGUCACAAUGGACACUUUUACCGUGGGAUAUUGGUGUAGUGCAUGUGACCGGAAUUUCCUGAGAUAAAUUUCCCCAUGGAAAUAUCUAUGGCUACGUCAAAAAGAAGAUCGAAAGCGCCCAUGACAUUUGACGUGUUAAAUAGCUAGGGUGUGCCGAUACCCAAGGCAAAACCACACUGGAAAUCAGAAAGAUCUGUUUUAGCCCCCAAAAUAGGGCCGUUUCGGUGAGUAAAAUAGAGUCCUAUUUUUGAGUUUAAUUUGGCUCCCUUAAAUCAGGACCAAUACAGUCCAAUUAGCUACAAUCUUGGACAAAACUGUUGAGAAAAUUGUAUACUUGGACAGCAUUUUUCUAAACAUCGUAGCUGUACCGGUUUUUCCCUCUCCCCCUUCCCCUGAAAGCAAUGUUGUUGUGUAUUCAAAAGAAAGCCUGAUUCCUGGGCGUUUGUGGGAAGCAACAUUGAAUUGGGGGAAGGGGUUUUCUUUCCGCAAAGGCGUCGGCUUGGAAAUAGUUUUGUUGCGUAGGAAAGUGGACAUGAUGGGGAAAACUUUCUCAAGUAGUUUUGUCCGGGAUUGUAGCGCUGAUUUGGUCCCAGGGCUGAAAUGGGCCCUAGCGUGGGUUGGAAUAGCCUUUUGAUUGAGCUUUUUUGGCCUAAAUUGUGCUCUAAUGGCUCCAGGAAGGGCUGACGGAAUCAGACUUUGGCCUGCAAGGCUGUAUUGACACUUUGGGGCUGAAACAGAUCUUUUUAAUUUUCAGUGCAAUUUAGCAUUCUUCAUUAGACACCAACAUGAAACCGCAAGAAAAAAUGUUUUAUUUUAGCGGGUUCCUUGCGAGCUGUUUUAGGAAAGGUCGGUGUUGACGUGGCAGAUUUUCACGUUAAGAUGAAAGCAUCCGGGAAUAUUUUUUAGGGUUUUAAGGCAAGAUUUCAGCUGGUUUCUUGGGCCAGAUGUAAUAAAGAUAUUUACCAAGAAUAUGUUGGUAUCCUGACGGAUUUUCAAAAUGGGCUGAACUGUAAACUGGAAUCUAAGGCCUAGAUGAAGAAAAAGGGGUAUAUACCUUCCCUAAUUUAUCGGGACUAAUAUAGCAGAUGAAAUUUUUGCUUCAAUUAUACGUAAAUUUUUGAACAUAGCACGAAAUCCUUCCAUGGUCGACGGCGAUUAUUACCGCAAUAACGCGAUUGAAGCCGUAGGACUGACUAAUUUUCCUUGUUGAUUAAUUCACGUGUAACCACAUCUUACCACGUUAAACUAAACCCACGUUACGUCACGUGGGAAAUGCACGUAUCUGGGGGUGCUUACUACUAGCUGAUAGCUUACUCAAUCUUCUUUCCCAUUACGUAGUCAGCGAAGCAGGCUGUGUUCUGCAUAAACGGGCUAAGGGUUGCGGGAGUUGCUCUGUGUACAUGUCUCAUGAAUUAGGAAUUUUCUGUCCUGUUUUUUAGCUGUUGGUAAAAGUGACCGUAGCUUGCUCUUCUAAUAGGAUUCAAUUUUUUCUUUUUAAAGUCCAAGGAUUAUGGAAAUUUCCGCGCAGUAAAAAUCAUUUCUGAUUAGAUUCAUAUUUCUUUCCCCGAUAUUGUUGGAGACGAUAUAGAAGUAUUUCCGGGUUUGAUGGUCUCUUUAGGCCUCUCACGCAGCUGUUAGUUCAAGAGAGGCUACAGGUUUGACUGGUGCUUUUUAUUGGAGCUUUGGCCGUCAGGCAUUAUUCAAAAGCCCGAAUAAACAAACCAUCAAUAUGAUGAGAAUAUUAUUAAAACAUUAGUUGCUGAGAAAAGAGUUUGUGCACAAAUGAUCUCACAUGUGUUAUUUUUGCUUAAUUGUUCUUCCUUUUUUUGUCAGGAAAUUUUCACAUCAGGAACGGUGCAUGCAUGUGGAGACUGAACUGGUUUGCGGAUUUAAGUGCUAGAGGAUUGCAGAAUUCCUUUGGACUUAUGGUGAACUAUAGAUACGUUAUAGAAGAAGUGGACAAGAACAAUCAACAGUACUUACUUAACGGAACAGUGGCUGCCUCACCUCAGUUUCUAGAGCUACUAUAGUAACCUUCCAGGGUGCGCGUCAGGUUACGUGAUCGUGUGCGUUACUUCGUUGCUUGAUCGUGAUCGUGUACUCGUGUAACUUACUCAAAAAAAACACAGUUUCAAGAACUACUGUCAGUAGUAACUUUAACAGGUGUGUUUCAGGUUACCUGAUCUUAUGGGUUACUUGGUUGCGUGAUCGUAAUUGCCUGAUCGUGUAAAUUUCCCGGCUACGUUUUCAUGUGCGUUACAUGACUGCGUGGGGAAAAAUUUCGUGGUCUUAAAGCGCGAUUCUACUGGAAAGGUAAAACCGUCUUUGGUCUUUCUAUGACGGAGUUCCUGUCGAGAUAGGCGAUAAAAUCGAGAGCAGAGAUAAUAAUUUGACAAUGGAAGACAAUGUUUCUCAUAAAUGGCUCACAAACUUAUCAUUAGGCUAAUUUUAAUAACCUAAAGCAAUUAUUUAUCUUUUCGAAAUGUUUUAUGCUGCAGGGACUAAAAAACGGUUAUUUAUUUCAGUUUGCUGUCUCUACUACUAUUAAAGACAAC